This is a messenger RNA of Bradysia coprophila, 2115 nucleotides long. RefSeq lists its product as uncharacterized. Gene Ontology annotation, biological process: cilium organization. Gene Ontology annotation, cellular component: ciliary basal body. NCBI's taxonomy places the organism in Eukaryota, Metazoa, Arthropoda, Insecta, Diptera, Sciaridae. The record is from RefSeq and is a predicted model, not a curated record.
AUGUGCAGCUAUACACGCAAAUGGGUUUCCUGGAACGAAUUAGUAUUUUUCGAACAGUGGCUAUAAAUAGACACAGAAAACCACGGCACAUUGUUGGUGAAAACAAAGAAACCCGGUGCUUCUGUUUGUUCGUAGUAUUUACCUACAAAACAGAAGAUAUUUAAAUAGAAUCGAUUGAACUAAAUAAAAAAAGGUUAAAGGACUCGUCGAUUGAAGAAAUGGCGACGCAUUUUAGUGCAAAUCAGUACGAGAAAGAAUUCUCACCAUCAAAACUUGGUAACUGGACCGUUCCGAAGCACUUUAAGUCAAGGCCAUCGCAUCGAAGUAAGCCAACAAAGAUUAUAUCGAAUGACCGAGGUCACCUACUGCCAGGAAUAGCAAGAACUUAUUCGAAUCCUUGGGGAAACUUCAAAGGUACGUGGGAUCUACCCGAUAAAAUUAGCAAACAGGAUGCCUUUCUCAUCAAUGGUUUAGGUGUUGAUGGACUACAGUUUGGGAAAUUAGGAAAACAGGAAAAUAAAAAGUGCCAGGCUGACCUCGAGACAAAGGAACAGCAUGAAUAUACGCCCGGCGAUCUAACCGACCCUUAUCAACAACACCCCAGCCGAGGUCUUCUACUUCAACAGAAACGUGACAAAUCCAUGAACAUUGAACCUCGGUACGAGCUUAACGAUCUCUAUCUGGAAAAAUCGAUUAGCCCACACAACCACGAUAAAAAUUGUCACAACGACGAAGAAAAUACUCCUCACGUCUUGGGUGCUGGCAUUGAACCGAUAAAUUUCGAAGACGAAAUGACCAGAGAGGUUACAGAGAAACCAGGCGAACGAAACACAACCCCAAUAAUUCCGGCCUUCUGCAAUUUUCAAGUGGCCAAAAAAAUGCAUGCCGAAAACCUGGAGCAUCAACCGUUGCCUGACUCAAUCAUGGACCGUGCUUAUCGAAAAUUACAAGCGCAAGGAUUUGCUAAUCCCGAAUUAGCAUUGGAUGUGUAUCCUCUGGCCACUGGUGUGGGAGUUAAGACUUACAUGGCUGGUCCGACACAUUGCACUAAACUCAAAGUAUAUCGGCCGAAAACUUGUGGCGUUGUGCCGAAACCACUGGACAAGUCAAAAUUCCAUGAUCGUCCUCACACAUCCGGUGGAAAGAUAAAAAUGGGUCCAAUGGAUCUGGCUAUAUGCUGGGAUUAUAGACCGAUUGAUCCACGUGACGAACCAAAACGACCCACGCACAUCGACGGUUCAAAUGGAUCUGCAGCACCAGCCGUAUUUACACUCGUUAAAACUCCAAGAACACCAGAUCCAGAACCGAAUACUGGACGAUCUGGCGGAGUGUUUUCCAAUACAUUGGGUGAGGAAACAUUUUUCGACAAGGACAUUAUGCGCCGCAACUACCACUUCGGUUCAAAGCCAGAUCUAGUUCGAACGUGCACAUGUGGAACGUCGGCAGCGAGUUGGAGCGAUGCUAAUGGAAAAGAGGCUAGGCCACGUAGUCAAUGUAGACCAGACGAAAAUCUCAGACGACAACAUCGAUGCAAAAGUUCUCCCAAUUUGUCUCAAGUUGCGAACGCUAGUGAAAGCAUAUCCGCUCAUGCAGAUAAUGAACGGUUACAUCAAUGUUCCAAGCAUAAGCAACGUUACGAACACAAUUCCCGACCGAGAAAAUGUACGAAAGCACAGAGAUCAAAUCGCUUGUGUGAGCAAAACGUCGCACCAGUUACGUUUGCCGUUCAACGAAAGCCCGAAUACAAAUCCGCAUUCAAAGCCGGCAUACCUAAUAGCAAUUCGUCGGGAACUUGUACAAGCUUCGACAGUGGAUGCAGCUCAAUGUCGUCGACGAGCUGCUCAUCGAAGUCCACGUUGAAAGUGCCGAAACCGAGAAAUCCGUACUCGAAAAAGGACUACGUCAUUGACACUCUUGCCCCGCCAUUUGCUUGCUGGCGUGGAGGUGCUGGCCAGGGAGGAUAUCCGGAACAUUAUCGUUUAGCGAGUGUUUAUCAGCAUGCUUACAAGCCAGUGGAGCAGAGAAAACGUCCGUUACUUGCAACGGUUUAUCAAUAGAAUUUUAAGAGCUUUGUUUGUACUCCUGAAAUUCGCUUGGAUUACACAGAACUAUUCU